AGUAGUUAGUGUCCGGGGCACAGAACAGGGAAGAUGUCAUGAAGGAAACACCUGCUUUGGUAAGCCGAGGAACAUGGGCCUGGGUCACUCCAAGGCUCACCCUCGGGUGAUCAAAGUCACACCUUUACAAAGCCAACAAGCAGAGACACCCUCAACUGGCCCUGUGUUCUUUCCAUUGAAUCGGUACCUGGAAGAAAAAAGCCCAUUCUCAAGAUUGCAGGACCAAAGUAGAAUUCGAGAAGGACAGCUACCACCUCUUCGAGAAACUUGGUAUGGAAGGCUCCCUGCAGUAUCCAGGGCCAUGUAUCUUGACAUCCCACUGAAACAUGAAGAAACAAGUAUUAUCAAAAGGCAUCCACCCCGAAGAAUUCAAAAGCUUGAACCCAUUGACCUGCCACAAGCAAUUACCUCUGAAAGGCUUCUGUGCCAGCAAGAAGCCAGAACAAAGCCCAACGCAAAGCAGGAAAAUGAGAAGAAAAUUCAACUUCCUAUGUACACUUCUGGGAAAAGACAAUAUUUGCAUAAGAUGAAAAUGCUAGAGAUGAACCAUAAAAGACAAGAGGCCCAAAUGGAGUUGAGGAAGAGUCUUCUGAGUAAAGCGAUGCUUGACAUGCAAAAGCUGAAGGACCAUAAUGGCAAUAAAAUCACCCAGAGCAAGCCAAGGAGCAAGGGCUAUGACAUUCUCACCAUACUGCCUGAUGAAAACAUAAACAGAGACCCAGGUUCUGUGAAUUUUACCAUGUUCAUGUGGCCACGGGCUCUCCAGAGGCAUGACAUGGAUACAGCCAGAGGAAAAGCACUGACAUUGGAAUCAAAGUCUUUACUGAGCUUCAACAGUGCACCCUCUCUGGAGGAAAUCCCCAGGAUGAAGAAUUCUUGGACUGUCACACAGAGAAUAACUAUUAUGUCCGGAAAAUUGGCAAAAUGGAAACAUGGCUCCGUGAACAAGAAGCCCGGGGACAGCUUUUCUGGGACAGUUCCAGCUCUGACUCUGAUGAGCUUGAGAAAGAUGAGAGGAGACCACAAGCACUGGUGAGAACCAAGACAGAGAAGAUCCCUCUUUAUGACGACUUUUACGACAGUGCGUAAGAAAGCUAGAGGUGCCCCAGGUAGUAACGGCACAGAAUGCCUUGGGUUUGUUUUCGUCCAUAAAAUCAUUCAUAUUUACAUAUGGACUCCUCUGAGGGAUGUAAGCUAUUUUGGUAUGCAGAAAGGAUGUCAUCUGGAACCUUGUGGUUAAUAGCCUUGUCAUGUCUGCUAUA
Messenger RNA from Mus pahari (shrew mouse), 1262 nucleotides. RefSeq names its product coiled-coil domain containing 198 (gene Ccdc198). NCBI's taxonomy places the organism in Eukaryota, Metazoa, Chordata, Mammalia, Rodentia, Muridae. The record is from RefSeq and is a predicted model, not a curated record. Bases 74 to 1036 code for a protein of 320 amino acids. The transcript has 8 exons.